GCAAUCCUGCUUGGUAGCGCUUUCUUCGUGUUCAUCUGUCAUCAGAAGUCCAUAUUUCUGCCCUUGCCUGCCUCGUCAUCGACUACCGCACCACCGCGCAUGCCUGAACCCAGGCACGUGCUGUAUAGUCUCCUGCCCGUCGACUGCUCCAUGGCGCUCCUGCCUGUGACGUCAGCCUCAGCGCGGGCUAUAAAGCCUGGCCUACAACGCUUUCACUUCAGUGGGCAUGGCGAAGUGAGCAAAACAGCAAUGCUGACCAUGUCUGCUCCCUUUGCUAUCCAGAAUGCCUACACUUCAUUGGACCUGAAAGGCCCCGAAAUGCAGUGGAGAUCGUCGCAAAGUUUGAAGACUUGUCAGUGGAAAUCCUGAAUGUCAUUGCUGGUGUGACAGCCCUUGUGCAGAUAUAUUAUGCAUUUAUAGUGCAAUAUGCACCGCACAAUCAAACCACAUUUCCUGUGCUGGGACGCUUCUGCAGGCUAAAGUGUGCAUCAAUACCACCACAAGGGAAGUGGUUAAUCGCAGCUAUAGAAAAGAAACAUGGCGAACGAUUGAGGGGCCCCAAAAUUUAAAUAAAUGUUUCAUUCAUAAUCUGUA
Molecule: messenger RNA, 594 nt
Organism: Rhipicephalus microplus (southern cattle tick)
Lineage: Eukaryota; Metazoa; Arthropoda; Arachnida; Ixodida; Ixodidae
Source: RefSeq, a predicted model, not a curated record